UACGUGAAGACCUUUUUCCAGUCUCUAAACUCUUGUGUUGUUAAAGUUAACGCGAGUGCAUCCGAUAUGCUACUUUGCGCGCGGUAUCUUCAAUAAAAUAGUAGUAUAGUGAAUGUGAAAUUCCAAAAGAAAAGGGAAAAUUUUUUUUUAUCUAUUUUUUAAAAGUGAAAUUUUUUUUUUUACAAUUUUAUAAUUCUGUUUUGAAUGUUAUAAAUGUCAUUUAGUUAAUUUUUUUUUUUUUACUUUUUUCUUGUAUCUCACAGGACGAGAUGGUGUUACAGCUAAAGCUUCUUUUAAGAAUCAAUAAAGUGGGAGCUAGAGCGUUAUGCAGCGAAGCAAUUAGCUCGAUUAGAGAUGUUAGCGAUGUGCAAGAAGUGAAUCACAUAAGGCCUUACGAGGAAAUUCCAGGCCCAAAACCAAUUCCAAUUUUGGGUAAUACUUGGCGAAUGUUUCCUGUUAUUGGCCAGUACACAAUUUCUGACACUGCUCGAAUAACUCAAAUUUUUUACCAAGAAUACGGUAAAAUUGUGAGAUUAACUGGUUUAAUUGGACGACCUGAUCUUCUGUUCGUCUACGAUGCCGACGAGAUUGAAAAAAUUUAUCGUCAAGAGGGACCAACGCCAUUUCGACCUUCGAUGCCGUGCCUGGUGAAAUACAAGGGGAAAGUGAGAAAAGAAUUUUUCGGCGAAUUGCCCGGUGUCGUUGGCGUUCAUGGCGAACCUUGGAGGGAAUUUCGAUCAAGAGUCCAAAAACCAAUUCUUCAGCCACAAACUGUCAGAAAAUAUAUUACGCCUAUUGAAGUUGUGACGAACGAUUUUAUCGAGAGAAUUAACGAGAUAAAGGACGAGAACAACGAGGUGCCGGCAGAUUUUGAAAAUGAAAUUCAUAAAUGGGCUCUUGAAUGUAUUGGAAGAGUUGCUUUAGAUGUGAGACUUGGAUGUUUAGGCAAAGAUUUAACGCCCGAUUCUGAACCGCAGAAAAUUAUAAAUGGUGCUAAAUUUGCUCUGCGAAAUGUGGCCACUUUGGAAUUAAAAGCUCCUUAUUGGCGGUACAUUCCCACUCCCCUUUGGACACGUUACGUUCGAAAUAUGGAUUAUUUCGUCGAAGUUUGCAUGAAAUAUAUAGACGCUGCAGUGGAGAGAUUGAGGAAAAAGAAAUCAGUCAGCGAAUCAGAAUUGUCUCUUGUCGAGAGGAUUCUCGCUAAGGAAUCAGAUCCAAAAAUUGCCUACGUACUGGCUUUAGAUUUAAUUUUAGUUGGAAUUGAUACGAUUUCAAUGGCUGUUUGCUCGAUUCUUUAUCAACUCGCAACGAGACCCGAGGAGCAGGAGAAAAUUUAUCGGGAAUUAGUGGAAAUAUUGCCCGAUCCAUCGGUGCCACUUACAUCCAAGCAUUUGGAUCAAAUUGUUUAUAUGAAAGGAUUCAUUCGAGAAGUAUUUAGAAUGUACUCGACAGUAAUUGGGAAUGGAAGAACAAUGCAACAAGACACGGUUAUCUGUGGAUACAAAGUUCCAAAGGGGGUUCAAGUUGUAUUCCCGACACUUGUGACCGGAAACAUGGACGAGUACGUUGAUGACGCAAAGUCUUUUAAGCCAUCAAGAUGGCUCAAAGAGGAAUCGCAUAAAAAAUUACAUUCCUUCGCGUCACUGCCUUACGGUCACGGAGCACGCAUGUGUUUGGGCCGAAGAUUUGCUGACCUCGAAAUUCAAGUUCUUCUCGCCAAGCUGAUACGUUCCUAUAAAUUGGAGUACCAUCACGAGCCACUCAAGUACAAAGUAACCUUCAUGUACGCGCCCGACGGAGAUCUCAAGUUCAACGUUAUAAAAAGAUAAUAAUAACAAUAAUUAUUGUUAAAUAUAAAAAAAAUUUUCAACCUACAAGCAGUAUUUUGGGGAAAGAAAAAUAUUGCUCACUUCAUGUCGGGAAAAUAAAGUGAAAAAAAAGAAAAUACAAUUGAAAAUUAGAACAAAAAUUUUCUAAAACAAUUGAUUUUACAUACUUCUAAGUUUCGAAUGAUUUAAAUUAUUACCAUUUCGAAAGGGAGUAUAUUAAAGUAAUUAUAUCAAAAAUUCCAAAUUUUAUUUAUGCGAAAAUUAAUUUAUUCAACAAAUUGUCG
Messenger RNA from Leptopilina heterotoma, 2113 nucleotides. RefSeq names its product probable cytochrome P450 301a1, mitochondrial (gene Cyp301a1). The record is from RefSeq and is a predicted model, not a curated record. Lineage: Eukaryota; Metazoa; Arthropoda; Insecta; Hymenoptera; Figitidae. The coding region runs from base 270 to 1829 and encodes 519 amino acids. The transcript is spliced from 11 exons. Gene Ontology annotation, molecular function: iron ion binding; heme binding; oxidoreductase activity, acting on paired donors, with incorporation or reduction of molecular oxygen.